Messenger RNA from Vigna angularis (adzuki bean), 3239 nucleotides. RefSeq names its product disease resistance protein RPV1-like. The transcript is spliced from 3 exons. Lineage: Eukaryota; Viridiplantae; Streptophyta; Magnoliopsida; Fabales; Fabaceae. The coding region runs from base 97 to 3195 and encodes 1032 amino acids. Gene Ontology annotation, molecular function: protein binding; ADP binding. The record is from RefSeq and is a predicted model, not a curated record. Gene Ontology annotation, biological process: signal transduction; defense response.
GUAGAAAUAUAUACCUUCGUUUCUAACUGAGAGUAUACAAAUUUUUGGAAUCCUGAGCCUUGAGAAUUGCAGAGAAAGAAGAGAGAAUUGAUUUCGAUGGCAGAGAGUUCUUCAUCAUUCGCUGGGUCCGCUUCUCCCACCAGGUACGAUGUGUUUCUGAACUUCAGAGGGGAAGACACUCGUGAGAACUUCAUUAGUCACCUUUAUGCAGCGCUGGAGAGGAAGCACAUUGAAACAUAUAUUGAUUACAGACUACAAAGGGGCGAAGAAAUUUCACCUGCACUGCAAACUGCAAUAGAAGAAUCAAAGAUCUAUGUCCUGGUUUUCUCCGAAAACUAUGCAUCUUCGACGUGGUGCCUGAAUGAGCUCACUAAGAUACUGGACUGCAAGAAGAGAUAUGGAAGGGAUGUGAUACCCAUUUUCUACAAGGUGAAUCCAUCAACUGUCAGGAAGCACGAAGAGAGAUACAAAGAUGCAUUCGAAGAGCAUGAACUGCGGUUUAAGGAAAACAUGGACAAAGUGCAAGAAUGGAAAGAUGCUCUAACCGAAGCUGCUGGCUUCUCAGGAUGGGAUUCAAACGUUAUCAGGUCAGAAAACUCACUUGUUGAAAAAAUUGUGGAAGACAUUUUGGAAAAAUUGGAUCUUUAUUCCAUUAGUUCUGAUCGAGGAAUCAUCGGCGUUGAAAAACAAAUUGAAAGCAUUCGGUUAUUGAUGCAUUUUGAGUCAUCAGAUAUCCGGAUCAUAGGAAUUUGUGGCAUGGGAGGAAUAGGAAAAACUACAAUUUCUCAACAAAUAUAUCACACAUUUGCAAAGCAAUUUGAUUCCAGAAGCCUUGUUUUAGACACUAAAAAAAAAAUAGAAAGAGAUGGAAUAGACACUGUUAGAGAAAAAUAUAUGUCUGAGCUUCUAAAUGAAGUACCAUCCCCUAGUUUAUUAUACUACAGUGAAAGACUCAAACGAAUAAGGAUUCUCAUCAUUCUUGAUGAUGUUACCGAUUCACUACAACUUAAACAAUUGCUAGGAAGGCAUGAUAGUUUUGGACAAGGCAGUAGAAUCAUUAUAACCAGCAGAGACAGACAAGUGUUAAAGAAUGCUGGAGCAUAUGACAUCUACGAAGUUAAGGAGUUGAAUUUUCCUGAUUCUCUAAAACUUUUUAGUUUACAUGCUUUCAAACAAAACUCUUCACAAGAAACAACGUACAUGGACUUGGUAGAAGAGGUGUUGAGAUAUGCAAAAGGAAUUCCAUUAGUUCUCCAAAUUUUGGGCUCAUUAAUUUAUGGCAGAACAAGAGAAGCAUGGGAAAGUCAGUUACAAAAGUUGGAAACAUGCCAACAUCUUAAAAUUUUUAAUGUAUUAAAAUUAAGUUAUGAUGGGCUUGAUGACGAGGAGAAGAACAUAUUUCUUGACAUCGCUUGCUUUUAUAGGAGAGUCAAGGAGAGUGUGGUAGUAGAAAUACUAGACGACUGUGGUUUUUCCUCUAAGAUUGGAAUGGAUGUUCUAAAAGAUAGAUGUCUAAUAUCUAUCUUGGAUGGUAGAAUUGAAAUGCACGAUCUCAUACAAGAAAUGGGUCAAGAAAUUGUUCGUAAAGAGUGUUCUCAAUAUCCAAGAAAACGCAGUCGAUUGUUCAAGGCUGACGAAAUUCAUGAGGUUUUAGAAAAGAGCAAAGGUGUGCCCUUAAACUUUCAAAGUCUCAAGAAGUUCUGUUUCAUAGAUCUCUCAAACUGUUCUUCCCUUACAAUAUUUCCAUUUGACCUUUCUGAGAUGAAAUUCCUAAAGAAACUUUGUCUCCGUGGUUGCUCAAAAUUGGAAAAUUUCCCCGAGAUUGAGGACACGAUGGAAAAUUUAGCGGUUCUAAUCUUAGACCACACAGCCAUACAGGCACUACCUUCAUCCUUGUGGCGUUUGGUAGGGCUUCAACAACUGAGUUUGCGAGGUUGCAAGAAUCUUGAGAUUAUUCCAUCUUCCAUUGGAAGCCUCAUCAGACUAUGCAAGUUAGACAUUACCUACUGUGAAUCACUUCAAACUUUUCCAAGCACCAUUUUCAAAUUGAAGUUGAGGAUACUUGAUUUGUGUGGAUGUUUAAGGUUGAGGACCUUCCCAGAGAUCACGGAGCAGACACAAACUUUUUCUCACAUUAACUUAAAAGAAACGGCUAUCAAAGAACUGCCUUCCUCAUUUGGCAAUUUGGUUAAUCUUCGAUCCCUGCAGCUCAACAAAUGCACUGAUCUCGAAUCACUCCCAAACUCCAUUGUUAAUCUAAAGCAUCUCUGUAAACUUGAUUGUUCGGGGUGUGCCAAAUUAACAGAAAUCCCAACACACAUUGGUAGCCUGUCGUCAUUAAUGGAACUGUCACUGAGUGAGAGCGGAAUCGUGAACCUUCCUGAAAGCAUUGCUCAUCUUUCAAGCUUGAAAUCACUUGAUUUAAGUGGCUGCAAAAAUCUUGAAUGCAUCCCACAGAUUCCACCGUUUCUAAAACAACUGGUGGCAUUGGAUUGCCCAUCCAUUAGACGAGUGAUGUCAAAUCGAAACCUCUCAGAUUCCAAAGAGGGUGUCUUCAAAUUUCAUUUCACCAAUGCCCAACAACUGGAUUCAGGUGCUCGUGCUAACAUUGAGGAGGAUGCAAGGCUCAGGAUGACCGAGGAUGCAUAUAGGUCUGUGUUCUUCUGUUUUCCAGGGACUGCAGUUCCUCAUUGGUUCCCUUUUCGCAGCGAAGGAUCUUCAGUGACUAUAAAUGAAGAUUUACGUUUCUGCAGCGAUGACAGGCUCAUUGGAUUCGCUUUGUGUGUGGUUUUGGGAGUCUUAGAUACGAAUGAUAUUAAUGGUAGAUACGGUUCUUUUCGUUACAGUCUAAAAUUUAAAUCUGAUGAUGAUGAUACACAGAUUAUUCCAAAUAAUGAUGCUCUAAACAACUAUUUCAAAUGGAAUUAUAAAGACAGAGUUGCCAAUCAAGAUCACGCGUUCAUGUGGAAAUUUAACUUGGAGUCUCUGAGGAGGAGCGGCAUGAGCCUUAGACUCCGUGAUGCUCGCAGCUUCACUUUUGAGAUUAGUCCAUUGGAUUCUAGCUUUCAGCGAGACUACAGAUCAAUUGUGAGAGAGUUAAAAUCAGUUGUCACAAUAAAAGGAUGCGGCGUAUGCCCUCUGUAUAGAAGCGGAAGCAAUGUUGCAGAGUCUUCAAGGGAAAAAAAGGGAAGAUAGGAAGAGGAAGGCCGAAAGCUACCUAAUCAGCUAGUUUCUUGUUC